CACGUUCAGCAGCGUCAUGCCUCACUCCGUCCGGGCUGCAAACAGUUAACAGCUCGCGCACGCGCAGCCGCAGCGGGAGCGCGCAGAGGUGCAUUGCGAAGGCGAAGCUGAGAGCGAGCAGGUCGGUCGAUGGUCCGCGAGACUGACCGCGAAAAGUCCCGGGAAGAAACGCGCGACACCCCAACGCUCGGCUUUGGCGGCGGCGCCCGCGCGGACGAAGCCCACGCGCCCGUUCCCACCCGUCGCUCGCAGAGGAGAAAGGAUCUCCACCAUGUCGGGGACCAGGGAGGAGGAGAGGAGGAAGCUGGCCGACAUCAUUAACCACUGGAACGCCAACCGGCUCGACCUGUUCGAGAUCAGCCAGCCCACGGAGGACCUGGAGUUCCAUGGGGUCAUGCGGUUCUACUUCCAGGACCGGGUCGCCGGUAACUUUGCCACAAAAUGCAUCCGGGUGUCCAGCACGGCGACGACGCAGGACGUCAUCGAGACGUUAGCGGAGAAGUUCCGGCCGGACAUGAGGAUGCUGUCCUCGCCCAAAUACUCGCUGUACGAGGUCCACGUCAGCGGCGAAGAGCGCCAGUUGGACCUGGACGAGAAGCCACUGGUGGUGCAGCUGAACUGGAAUAAGGACGACAGGGAGGGCCGCUUCGUCCUGAAGAACGAGAACGACGUCCUGCCGAAGAAGAGCCAGAGCAAUGGGCCGGAGAGGGAGAAGGAUGGAGUCAUCCAGAACUUCAGGAGGACGCUGUCCAAGAAGGAGAAGAAGAAGGAGAAGAAGAGAGAGAAGGAGUUCAUCCGGAUGCCUGACGAAGAGGAGAAGAUGCUGGGCCGGGAGGAUGGGGAGAACAGCCGGCUGGCGGCAGAGGUCUACAAAGACAUGCCGGAGACCAGCUUCACCAGAACCAUCUCCAACCCGGAGGUGGUGAUGAAGAGGAGGCGCCAGCAGAAGCUGGAGAAACGCAUGCAGGACUUCAAGAACAACGACGACUCAG
Messenger RNA from Oryzias melastigma (Indian medaka), 992 nucleotides. Its product is annotated as afadin. NCBI's taxonomy places the organism in Eukaryota, Metazoa, Chordata, Actinopteri, Beloniformes, Adrianichthyidae. Gene Ontology annotation, biological process: regulation of protein localization; signal transduction. Gene Ontology annotation, molecular function: cell adhesion molecule binding. The record is from RefSeq and is a predicted model, not a curated record. Gene Ontology annotation, cellular component: adherens junction.